This is a messenger RNA of Cicer arietinum (chickpea), 2239 nucleotides long. RefSeq names its product probable L-type lectin-domain containing receptor kinase S.7. Gene Ontology annotation, molecular function: carbohydrate binding; protein kinase activity; ATP binding. The record is from RefSeq and is a predicted model, not a curated record. Gene Ontology annotation, biological process: protein phosphorylation. Lineage: Eukaryota; Viridiplantae; Streptophyta; Magnoliopsida; Fabales; Fabaceae.
UUUCCUCAUUUAAAAACACACAUCAUCACAACUAAACAUUCAUUUUCAACUUACUUCACUCCAAAUAAACCUACGAACUUGUUACUUCAAAUGUCUCCAAUCACCACGCUCCUCUUUUUCUUUUUCUUCUUCCAAAUAACACUCUCACUGUCACAUCAAAACACAACAUUCAACUUCCCUUCUUUCACCCUCCGCAACAUAACCCUCCUCGGCGACUCCUUCCUCCACGACGGCAUCGUCGGUCUCACAAGCUCCACCACCGUCCCUACUUCCACCUCCGGUACUCUCCUUUACAACAACCCUAUCUUUCACUCUUCCAAUUUUUCCUCUUUCUCCUUUUCCACUAAUUUCACUUUCUCCAUCACAAAUUCAAACCCUAACCCUCCUCCUUCUUCCUCACUCAACCAUUUCUCAUUUUUUCUCAAUUCCACCAAACACUUCAUUUCACUUGAUUUUCACACCAAUGAUAACACACUUGGUUUCAAUUUCAACAAUUUCAGCAAUUCAAUCCAAACCGUUGGUUUCAAUUUCACUAGUGGAAAUCUAAUCACUUCUUGGAUUGACUAUAACAAGAGCUUUAACAAAAACUUGAGUGUUUUCUUAAGCUAUGAAAAUUCGAGUUUUUCGAAGCCGGAAAAACCGGUUUUGAGUGUUGAUGUUGAUCUUUAUGAGUAUUUCAAUGAGGUUGUUUAUUUGGGGUUUUUGGGUUAUGUUGAAGGAAGUACUGAACUUCAACAAAUCAUGAAAUGGAGCUUUGAGUUUUUUCAGUUUAGUCAAAAUAAAAAUUCAAGCAUGCAUAAUUUGGGUUAUCAAGUUGAUGAUAUUCCACCUUCAAACACAACAAAAAACCAUCAUGGAAAGAGAUUUGUGAUUGGUUUUUGUGUUGCUGUUGUGGGUCCUGCUUUGUUCUUUGUGGUGCUUUUGGUUUUGGGGUAUGUUUCUUUUAGGAAAUGGAGUAGUUUAAGGAAGCUUAAGAAGAAUGAAAGUUCUAUGGGGUGUCCUAAGAAGUUUAGUUACAAGGAAUUGAAGUUUGCUACUAAAGGGUUUCAUGGUUCAAGGAUAAUUGGGAAUGGUUCAUUUGGGACUGUUUAUAAGGCUUUGUUUGUUACUUCUGGAACAGUUGCUGCUGUUAAAAGAUCAAGACAUUCACAUGAAGGGAAAACUGAGUUUUUAUCUGAGUUAUCUAUUAUAGCUGGAUUAAGGCACAAGAAUUUGGUUCAACUUUUAGGUUGGUGUGUUGAGAAAAGUGAACUUUUGCUUGUGUAUGAGUUUAUGGUUAAUGGCAGUUUAGAUAAGUUGCUUUACAAAGAAUCUGAGUGUGUUAUUUUGUUGAGUUGGGUUCAAAGACAUAACAUUGUUGUUGGGUUGGCUUCUGUUUUGACUUAUCUUCACCAAGAAUGUGAGCAAAGAGUGAUUCAUAGAGAUAUUAAGACGGCGAAUAUAUUGCUAGAUGGAAAUUUGAAUCCAAGAUUAGGGGAUUUUGGAUUGGCAAAGCUUAUGGAUCAUGAUAAGAGUCCGGUUUCGACAUUAACGGCCGGAACAAUGGGAUACCUAGCUCCCGAGUAUCUUCAAUAUGGGAAAGCGACCGAUAAGACCGAUGUGUUUAGCUUUGGAGUUGUUGUUCUUGAAGUUGCUUGUGGGAGAAGACCAAUUGAGAAAGAGGGUCAAGAGAUGGUGAAUUUGGUUGAUUGGGUUUGGGGACUUUACUCACAAGGGAAGAUAAUUGAGGCUGUUGAUAAGAGAUUGAAUGGUGAGUUUCAUGAGGAUGAAAUGAGAAAAAUGUUGCUAUUAGGUUUGAGUUGUGCAAAUCCAAAUAGUGAUGAAAGGCCUUCUAUGAGAAGAGUUUUGCAAAUUCUUAACAAUGAAGCUUUACCUCUUGUUGUGCCUAAAGUGAAACCUUGCCUUAGUUUUUCAAUUGGAUUGCCUUUGACUCUUGAGGAGAUUGUUUCUGAUAUUGGUGAAAGGUUUGGUUCAAAUCAAUAUACGUGCAAGAUCAUAAUUGAGCCAAGUUGAUGAGUUUCUUAUUCAUUUGAUUUUAUUGAUUCUUUAGUUCUUUUAUAUAUACUUCAUUGUAACAUUUUGUUUAGUCAUGUGCUCAUUUUGAUUGGAGUUCAAGCUAAUCUAUUGAACUUCAUGUAACCGAGAUGUAUUCAAGAUAUAUAGAAGAAACUUAGUAUACAGAGAUAUAUGUAACAAUUGAGUGUUAUUUAUAUAACAAUUGUGUUUUAUUUUCAUUCUA